CAAAGCUAGUCAAGUCGAACGCCCUGAAACCCUAAAUGCUAAAAGAACCCAGCCACCGCCUCCGCCUCCGCCCUAGCCCCCCCCCCCCCCCCCCCCCAAAAAAAUAAAUUGUCGAAGAAAGAAGCAGCAGCAACUCAGAUACUUGGCGGAAACAAUAUGGGCGUUCUUCAACUAUUUGACGGCGGCAGCGACUCCGAGAACGACGACGUACCGCAGCUCAAAAUCAAUGAAGAUUUCGCUCGCAGGUACGAACACAACAAGAAGCGGGAGGAGCUCCAGCGCUAUGAGGAACUGAAGAAGCGAGGCCUCGUGGCUGACCCCUCCGAUGCUUCAGACUCUGAACCGGAUUUUGAAUCGGACGACGACUACGCCCAUGUCGCCAAUUCCAAGAAGAGAGAAUUGGAGUUUUUGGAUGGUCUGCUCAAGGUGAAAAAGCAUGACCCUAUCUUGAAAAUCAAAGAUGUUGUUUUGUUUAAUUCUGAUGGAGCUGAAAUUAUCGGAAACAAUGGAGGAGGGGGAGAGGGAAGGGCGAAGAAUAGGAGGAAGAUGUACUUGAAAGAUGUUAACGCUAAGCAUUUGAUCGAGGACGGCCCGGAACUGGCGGAGGAGGAUGACAAGAACAUUGGUAAAAACAGUAAGGUCUACAACGAAGAGCAAGAGCGGAUAAGGAGAGAAUUCUUACAGGCCGCCGCAACCGAGGAGGAUGAUGAUGGUGAGUUUUUGAUAGAGAAGAAUAAGAAUGCUGCGGGGGAUGAUGAUGGUGAUAGUGUUGAUAAUGAUCAGUAUGAGAAGGCAUUGGAUGAGUGUUUCCCCGAAUCUGAUGAAAAUGCUAUGUUUCUCAAGAAGUUCUUUAAGGAUCAGCUAUGGAAGGAGGAUAAGGAUCCCGAGUUAAAGGAGGAGGAUUUGGAGGUGGUGUCUGAGGAUGAGAUGGAGAUCGAAAGGCAGGAGGAGUAUGAGCACAGGUUCCAGGAGAAUGCAGGUGAUCGGAUUAUGGGGCAUUCCAGGCAAGUUGAGGGGUCGGUGAGGAAGAAGGUCAAGGCGAGGAAGGAGCAGAGGAAGAGCAAGGAGGAGAGGAUGGAGAUUGCAAGGUUGGAGAGGGAGGAGGAGUUGAGGCAUUUGAAGAAUUUGAAGAAGAAGGAGAAUGACGAGAAGGUUAAGAAGAUAAUGGAGAUUGCGGGACUUAAGGAGGGCGAGGUGUCUACAUUUAAUCCAAAGGAGUUGGAGAAGGAAUUUGAUCCACAAGAGUAUGAUAGGAUGAUGAAGAAGGCUUUUGGUGAGAAGUAUUAUCAGGCAGAGGAUGCUGACUUAGAGCAUUAUAGUGAUAUGGACAAGGAUGAUGAUGAGAUUGAGAAACCGGACUUUGAUAGGGAGGAUGAGUUGCUUGGGCUUCCUAAAGGUUGGGAUACUGUUGGUUCUGGUGACGGGUUCUUAGCUGCAAGGGAGAAGGCUUUGAAGCGGAAAAAGGAAAAUGUUGGUGACCAUGAGGAAGAGGAAGAGGAAGAGGAAGAGGAAGACGAAGUGGAAGAGGAAGGGGAAGAGGAAGUGGAAGAGGAAGAAGAAGAGGAAGUGGAAGAGGAAGAGGAAGAUGAAGAGGAAGAGGAAGAGGAAGGAAAAAUGAGUGAGGAAGAUAAACAAGAGAAAAAGCGUAAAUUAGCUUUAUUGGAGAGAGCUAAGAAGGAGAUGAUGGAUGAAUACUAUAAGUUGGAUUAUGAGGAUACAAUUGGAGACUUGAAGACCAGAUUCAAGUAUGCUAAAAUAAAACCUAAUAGAUAUGGCUUGACUACUGCUGAGAUAUUAGCGAUGGAUGAAAAGGAGUUGAAUCAAUAUGUGUCUUUAAAGAAGCUUGCCCCUUAUACAGAGAAAGAGUGGAAGGUACCAAACAACAAGAGAAUGGAGAUAAAGCAGAAAGCUAAGGAGAUUUUCAGACAAGGAAAUGUGGGUAAUAAAAAGAAUCGCAAGAAGCUGAGAAUAAGUGAAGCAGCUAAGGGUUCAAGCUUAUCAAAGGGUGCCGCAGGGCAAUCAUCAAUGGCUGCCCCGGAACAUGGGAAAGAACAAGUAGGGGACUCAAAUGGUGAUAAAAAAGAAUCCAGGAGUGCUAGAAGAAGGCGUCUCCAAGCUGCACGAAAAUUACCAGCUUCUAGGCUCAUGGCAUAUGGGGUGGUACCUGUAAAAUCUAAGAAAAAAGGGAAGCACUGAUCUGAACCACUUGUUAAAUCAGAGCAGUAGACAGUUGAAGUCAUACACGUUAGCUCAUUUGGUUCUCAUGUCCAUAGGUAGUGGUUGUUUGGUAUUUAUAACAUGAAGACGGACUACAAUUUUGCAAAGACGAAGUAUAUUGAGGGUUUUAUUGAGUUGAUAGCAUAGCAGAGGCUAACCAGGUGAGAACAAGUUGAAAGGAAGACUUGUCGAUUGAGAUUGUCACUUUUUGUUUUUGCAUUUUAUGUAAACUUACGGUUUAGAAAUCUAAGUAAACUAAAAUCAUCGUUGUUUUCCUGUUCUUGAAUACAGCUAUUUAUCAAUGUGGACGAUAUGCCAAGGGUUUCUUAUGUACAAUCUUGUUCAUGUGUUCUAUUACAAUCAAAUUGAAUAUUUCUUAUUUUAUGUGUUGACAAGUGAUC
Messenger RNA from Malus domestica (apple), 2618 nucleotides. Its product is annotated as protein kri1-like. Gene Ontology annotation, biological process: endonucleolytic cleavage in ITS1 to separate SSU-rRNA from 5.8S rRNA and LSU-rRNA from tricistronic rRNA transcript (SSU-rRNA, 5.8S rRNA, LSU-rRNA). Gene Ontology annotation, cellular component: 90S preribosome; nucleolus. NCBI's taxonomy places the organism in Eukaryota, Viridiplantae, Streptophyta, Magnoliopsida, Rosales, Rosaceae. The record is from RefSeq and is a predicted model, not a curated record.